Molecule: messenger RNA, 360 nt
Organism: Porites evermanni
Lineage: Eukaryota; Metazoa; Cnidaria; Anthozoa; Scleractinia; Poritidae
Source: the annotation of a GenBank genome assembly
AAUAACUGGAUCAACCUACAAGGUUCAUGUUAUAAAAUCGUCUCCAGCCAAUUAAGUUGGAACGCAGCCAAAAAAGCCUGUGAAAAACUGGGUUCGACGCUUGCCAUGGUGAAAUCACAGGGUGAACAACAAGCACUCUCCCACAAAAUAUCGAACACCGUAUGGAUGGGGCUUCACAGGGACCCCAAGGAUACCUCACGCUGGUUAUGGGUUGAUGGUACCCGAGCAACGUAUACUAACUGGCGUACAGGAGAACCCAACAAUGUUGGGGAGAAUGAAGGUUGCGGUAUGAUCUGGCCUGCAAGCCACAAUUGGGAGUGGAAUGAUGGACCUUGUUCAUCUAGUUUACCAUACAUUUGU